AUACUUACUACAUUACAGUACAGAGAGUCAUACAUACACCAUGUGCGUACCGCUGCUGCUUCAAUAGCUAACUAGGUACCUAAGCUCAAUACGUACGGAGUUAAGUUAGGUUGUGGUCCCACAACAUGAGAAUUUAACGUCUAUUUAUAGUUACUAGGUAUGUUGAAUUACCAGGAAAAUGUUGUGUAAAUAGGCUGUGAAUGCAUCAAUAAUUUAAUGAAGUGGACUACUUAGUUCAUAGCAGAUAUCCUGUCGAGCUGGCAUGUGGAUGCAGCCGCCGCGCAUGGCCGGGCGCCGGGGGCUCGCGCUGGCGGCGGCCUGGCUGGCCCUCUGCCUCGUCUACUACAUCAGAGCAGCCCCCGGCCCCGCCGCCCCGCCCACCCCCGCCGUGGAGGAACUCAUUACUAAUGAAACCAAGAAUCCUCACUUUCUCUCCCUUUCAGUACUGGACAACUACCUCAUUUACACAGAGGGGUGUAAGAUACCGAAUUACGCCAGAACAUUCCAUUACGAGACCACCACGGCGACCACGUUCUGUCCCAAGCGGGCAGUGUUUGUGUCGAAGACUGUGGGGAUCAGGGACCAGGUGGUGUUUGUGAUAGACGGCGCGGCGAUGGCGGCGUACAGCGGCGGCGGGGGCCACCGCUGCUGCUACCAGCACGUGUGGAGGUCCACGGACCGCGGCCAUGAAGACACCCGCGUCGUGUUUUCCAAAGAAUGUAUUGAAUUCCAAAACGGCACAACGACGAACUUAGAUCAUGAAAUUAUAUCGGUGACGUGUUCCUCCAAGAAAAACGCAAAGAAAGUAAUUUACGAUGACAUUUACAUGUUGGUUAAGAAAGCGAAUGCAAGCUCGAUGCCAGGUCGAGGGAAGAAGAAGUGGAACGUGUUGGUGCUGGGCAUGGACACGAUGUCGCGCGCGCGCCUGCGGGACGCCCUGCCGCGCGCCGCCGCCCGCCUGCGCGCCUGGCUCGACUACCGCGCCUACCACAAGGUCGGCUACAACACCUACCCCAACCUAAUGGCGUUCCUGACUGGAGUGAACCAGUCCGACAUUUACAAGAAAGCCACCAGAAGCAAGUUCAUCUGGGACGAAUUUGCCAAGUUCGGAUACAGCACGGCGUACGGGGAGGACGACCUGGCCUGCCCCGACACAUUCUACAACUACGGGGGCUUCCCCGCGCCGCCCGCGCGCCACUACAUGCGCCCGCUGUUCGUGGCGGGCGAGGCGCGGCGCGGCGCCCUGCUGGCCUGCACGCGCCGCCGCCCCUCCGCCGAGCACCUCCUCGACUACGCCCUCGACUUCGCCACCACCUACAAAGACGACGGGUUUUUCGGCCUCUUCUGGAUGAACUCGUACAGCCACGACCCUCUAGCGCCGACGGGCCAGAUCGACGGCCCUAUGGCAGCGUUUUUCGACAAGUUGAACAGCUCCGGGGUUUUGGAGAACACGUUCGUGUUCUUCCUGAGCGACCACGGCGUGCGCUACGGGGAGCAGCGGGUCCGCGCCGAGGCGUACUACGACGAGCGCCUGCCCAUGCUGCACGCGUGGGUGCCGCGCGCGCUGCCCGCCGCGCGCCGCGCCGCCGCCGCCAACACGCAGCGCCUCGUGUCGCCCUACGACCUGCACGCUACCUUCACGCACGUGCUGCGCCUGUCCGGGGCGGCGGGCGCGGGGGGCGCGGGGGGGCCGGCCGGCUGCCCGCGCUGCGCCUCGCUGCUGCUGCCGCACUCGGCCGCGCGCACCUGCGCCGACGCCGGCGUGGACCGCAAGUGGUGCGGCUGCCACGAGCUGCGCCUCGCGUCCAACCACUCGGAGCCGGCGACCGCGCGGCGCAUCGCCACGCUGGCCGCCGCCGUGGUGCGCAAGGUGGCGGGCAUCCCCACGCGGCGCUGCUCGCGCUGUUCGGCGGUGCGGCUGCGCCGGGUGCUGCGCGUGCACUGGUACGAGCUGGGCGCCGAGCGGCUCGCCGUGGUGGCGCUGGUGGUGGCCCCCACGGGCGCCCACUACGAGGGCGUGGUGGGCGCGGCCGGCGUGGUGGGCGGCAUCGACCUCAUCUCGGGCUGGAACUCCAAGGGAUACUGUGCCAAGAAGUUUUACGACCGCGGACAGUGCAACUGCGUCAGCGUGAAAAAUUGUAAAUGAAUAUGUUUUGUUGCCCAACCAAACCAACCGAAGUGCCUAAUAAGUUACCUACAUAGAGUGUUACCUGCAUUGACUUAUGAAAUAUAAUGUUACCUACUAUUAACUAUUUAAGUAUAAUUUAAGAUUUCGAUAAGAUUUUUGUAACUAUUAGGUAUAACGCGUUCUUAUUUGUUCUGAGAUAUAGAUCCUCCCAUAUUUCCUUAUUUCAAGAAGAAUUUUAGGUCUGUGUAUAUUUGUGUGGAUUGGGAUGUUGCUGGGAUGUCAAUUUGUCAUUCAAAUGCACAAAAUAACAGCUGCUUCUCAUAGAUUUUUUAUUACUUUCUAUAUUUUAUAUAAGAUUACCAACUUAUUUAUACCCUCCACUACGUACAGUGGUUUAUAAUUUUUUACAUAAAAUGUACCGAAGCAUU
This is a messenger RNA of Plutella xylostella (diamondback moth), 2556 nucleotides long. RefSeq lists its product as uncharacterized. The record is from RefSeq and is a predicted model, not a curated record. NCBI's taxonomy places the organism in Eukaryota, Metazoa, Arthropoda, Insecta, Lepidoptera, Plutellidae.